Messenger RNA from Coffea eugenioides, 2621 nucleotides. RefSeq names its product WPP domain-interacting tail-anchored protein 1. The record is from RefSeq and is a predicted model, not a curated record. NCBI's taxonomy places the organism in Eukaryota, Viridiplantae, Streptophyta, Magnoliopsida, Gentianales, Rubiaceae. Bases 250 to 2277 code for a protein of 675 amino acids. The transcript is spliced from 6 exons.
CUAUUUCAGUUUCCUUCUUUGUCCAAUUAUUUCUAUUCUCUAACUUCUCCAGCUGCACGUCGAGUACUUUCUUUUUUAAUCUAUCUGAGUAGCAAUUUACACCUCUUUUAAAUUGCAUAUGAGAUCUUCUACAGUGGAUUCUCUAAGAUGAUAAAGUGAAAUAGGAGAUGACAAGCAAUUUUGUUGGGAAAUAAAAAGUUCCUCUGAUGCACAGCAGCUGUUAAGCUAUUGAAUCUGGUUAUUAGUAAAAUGGAUUCGGAGGUCCUCAACACUGCAUCUGUUUCUGAAGAAGUUCAUGCUGGUGAAUUGGAGGUGGAAUCAAAUUAUAUAGAUUCUCUUGAAGUUAUGUCCUCCAGUGGAGACAUUAUGCGAGAACUGGAGAACGUUGGGGAACUUUUGACAAAGGUUGAGUUGGAUUUAGCAUGUUUCUCUGAGAAACUCCUAAAUUUGGAUAUACUUGUAAUGCACGUGGGAGCAAGGGAAAGUGAUUUUGAAGCUUUUGUUUCGGAGAAGGAGAGCACAAUUGGUGAUUCUGCCAAGAAGGCCCUUGAAUUUGAUCUUUUAUCUGGAAUUUUGGAGUCAGAGGUGAAAGACCUAGAUAAUUUUAUAGUAACUCUCCGAGUGGAAAUUGAUAAUGCUCGCGAAAUGACUAUUUCAUCAAAGCAUUAUGGGGAAGCUUUCGAGUACAUGCAAGAAAAGUUAACGGACUGUGUAAAAUCUUUUGACCAGUCAUUGGAGCAGGUUUCAGAAAUGAGGGUGCAAUCCAACAACUUCCAAAGGACAUUGUUAACUUGUUCUGAAGGUGACAAGGACAUCGACUCUGUCGGAAAUGGUUAUUCUUCAGAUUUGAACUCAAAGAUAAAGAUGCAGACUGCUGAACAGCAGAGGCAUAUCUUGAGAAUGUUUGAAAAGUCUUUGGCAAGGGAACUGGAUCUUGAGAAGAAGCUAACUGACUUGAGACAAAGUGAGGAAAUUUUGAAACUUAAGCUGCAACAAGACAUUUUUUAUAUGGAAGAAGAAAAUGAGGUUGCUUGGGAAAAGUUGUUUGAGGCAGAAAAUUCUGCUGAGGUCCUUUUGUGGACGUCAAAAGAUUUCACGAGUCAACUCCAGAUAGUAAAGUUUAAUCUAAAUGUUAGUGUCCAGAGAGAAGCAGGGUUGAGAUCUCAGUGUCAGGAGUUAAGUAAACAGUUGACAAUGAACAAUGUUGCUCUACGGAAAUCUGAGGGCAUGAAUGCAGAACUUGUGGCUAAGUUGACUUCAACUGAGAAACAAGUGAAGGAAUCUGAAUUGCAGCUCUUUAAUUUGAAGGGUUCUGCAGAAAAACAAAGGGAAUCACUCUCUAAAAUUCAUGAACUGGAAGAGCUUGUCUGUCAUUUGAAAGAAAAGGUUUCCGAAGCAGAAAAAAGGGCUGAUGGUGCAGAAGCUGAAAGCAAAUUGCUAAGGCAUACCAAUAUGGAACUUAAAAAAGAUAGUAAUAGUAGUACUUUGGAGACAGUAAAUCUACUUGAAAGGCAAUUGAGAGAGACUGAUGUUCAGCUACAACAUGCAGUUGCAUCUGCUGAAGCAAGUCAGGAGAAGCAAAGCAUGUUAUAUUCGACGAUCAAGGAUAUGGAAGAUUUGAUAGAAGAUCUCAAAUCUAAAGUCUCAAAAGCUGAAAGUCGGACUGAGAGUGCUGAAGAAAAGUGUAUAAUAUUGUCAGAAACCAACUCAGAUCUAAAUGACGAGAUAAAGUUUCUAAGGAACAGAAUGGAGUGCUUGGAUGCAUCACUACAUCAAGCUGAGGAGACAAAGAGAGCAACUGCAAAGGAUAUUGGUAUCCGUACUAAGUUGAUAACAGAUCUUAUCAUGAAGUUGGCUCUGGAAAGAGAACGGCUGCAUAAGCAGAUAUCUUUGCUAACGAAGGAGAAAAAGUUUCUUUUAAAGCGUCUACAGCACAUGAGCAAGGGUCAUUCUAUAAGUGCAAGGAAAGACAUUGAAGAUGGUAACAAAAGUUUUCCAGUUUCAAGGAAUGACUUAUCAAGUGGAACUUCUUUAAAGGAAACUAACAGUGACGCAACUGGACCCUCAAAUACCAGUCAUGAGCUUGACAAUGCAAAUAAAGACGAGCCCAUGGGCACGGCUGGGGUCAGAGUAGCCAAAGAAACAUCCGAGCUCGACUCUGUGAGGAAUAUAGAUACAAGUCAACUUAAAUCCAAGUAUGUCCUGGUGGCAGUUUUUGUGUUGGUGAUUGCAACUCUAAUAGCUGCCCUUUUUCAGCAUCACAGUGACUGUUUGUGAAGUCGGUAAACCGGACCUCAUCCGAUAUCCUUGUGCCAGCCAUACUGGGAAGAAAUUUUGGCCGCAUCAUAGCUAUCUUGCGCAUUUUGCCUAUUAGCUACGUAGAGGACGUUGUUUUCAUGGUUAGGAGUGCUUAAAUGAUGUGGUGAUGUUCCUUUUAUGGUGUUUUGUUAUCUUCCUCUUUUGCUCAGAAGUAACUUGAACUGUAGUAUUAUGCUCACCUACUAAGUAGCUUGAGCGAGGAAGAGAAAAAGCAUGAACUACUUAGCCACGAGGUAGGAAGUUUUGUUGCCAUCGCGUAUAUAAGUUUUAAGAAGCUGAGUCGGUCAAGCCAUUUUUUAUUA